Molecule: messenger RNA, 4651 nt
Organism: Purpureocillium takamizusanense
Lineage: Eukaryota; Fungi; Ascomycota; Sordariomycetes; Hypocreales; Ophiocordycipitaceae
Exons: 1
Coding region: 2028-4058 (676 amino acids)
Source: RefSeq, a predicted model, not a curated record
CCCGAUUACACAAUCCGCCGCCGGCUCUUCCCACUCCAUUGACAACCUGCCGGCUCAUUUGCGGUUGACGUCUCGUCUUCUUUUCGUGUGCAAUCCCACACAUCAUUUCAUCGACAGCGCCGCCGCCGCCGCCAUGGAGGAACCCGCUGCCGAGAAGCGCAGCGUGUCCACGCCGGCUGCCGACGACGACGACGACGCGAACAAGUCGUCUACUGCUACUAAUCACCGCACCGCGUCGCCAGCGCCUUCAGCCAAAGCUGCCGCCGCGCCCGACGCUGCAACGCAGGCCGCAACUCUGGCCGAACGAGAGGUAGCCGCGGCCAAGACGGCAGCCGAGCAACAGCAACAGCAACAGCAGAAGCGUCGGGACGCAUCACCGCAACAGGACCGCCCGCAGGCCCCUACGCCGCCGGCCGAGCCGCGGCUUCAUCAAGAGUCCCAAGAGGAGGAGCCCGAGGCCCGUUCUUAUGAGCGGAGCACCAGCAAGCCUCUGGUUGAGUCGCCAGAGCGUGAUGACAACGACGACAACGACGGUGAUGAGCGUCCGCCGACUGGCGCCGCUACGGACUCUGUGUAAGUUUCGGUUUCUCUUUUACAACUAUGCUGCAUUUCCAAUUCGCAUGGCCGUUUUCGUCUUUGUCGUGAGUGCCUCGAGCACGGAAAACCUCCACAUUCCCUACCUUAUCUAUGGGACGCAGACUGUGUCGAUUGGCAUGCGCCAGUUGCUGCUGCCAACCUAAGCAAGUGCUGGGAGGUUACGCAACCUUGCAAAACCACCUCACAGCGCAACUCUCGCUCUCUUGCCACUCCGAGCGAGCACGCAGAUCUAUCCGGCAGGAACGUGAGCGCUCCUGCCCUACUCCGCUCUGGACUAUCUGCUCCUUCCCUCUCGUGGCCGCCACUUGCCCCAAAAAGCAAGCGUGCCAGUGGCAUAAGGCAGGGAGGGUAUCGGUACUUUUCAGUCGCGGCAUCAGGCGCCGCUUCCCACCUGAGCACUGCCACGGCUGCGCACUCUAUGGUUGGCAUUGGGUUAGUACCCAAGCCAAAGUACCGCUACCAUUGAAGGUUUUGCUGGCUGGCUGGCUGGCUGGAGUGCAAGUGCGUGCACGGCCCAAAAAGAGCGCCGCUUCAGCCCACGCAGUAAUUGCUGGAUCCAUCCGUUCAGUCCCCGAUUCAUUCCCCGUUGAGCUUCUUUCUCACCUUGCCCUCUCACUCUCACUCUCUCUCCCUCAUCCCUCCCUGAACGCAUCACCUCGGGCAACUCGUUGGCAACUCGCAUCUCUGGCAAUACACUUCCCUUGACACCAAGGUCCGUCUUCGAGCAAUCUGCUUGCCAUCUGCCGCUCUCUUCGUCGCCCUUGUCUGCCCGAAUCCGUCUUGUCAGACGUCGAGUUGGUUGCGCCUCUCCGACUGCCCUGCCCACAGACCAUAGUUGCCUUUGCAACCAACCACAGGUGUCACCAACAAGGGCAGAGUGAGUAAGGCCUCGCCGACCAUUCGGGUUCUUGUUUUUGCCCUCCUCUCGCGCUAUUUGACUUUUAACGGCUUUCGUCAUCAGCCUGCGGGUCGAACCAGCCCCGGCGCUUUGCCGCCAAGAGUCAACUCGCUCAAGUGUCGGCAAACCUCAAAGAGACGCUCGACUCUAGCGGAUGCCCCUGGCGUCUUUUCCUGGCCGUUGCGCGCCUGAGCGACUGUCUUCGACGUUGCAACCGGCUGGUCUUUUCCCCCGUGCCACUUUGGGCCGCGCAUCCAUUCGUUGGGUUCUCGUCUUCAACCCCGUCGUGGCUUGCGUUUCGAACCUGUGUCACCCCUGCGCGUUGCACCGACUUCAGCCUGGAUGGGAGCAAGCUGUCUGCUUGUCAUUGCUUCCGUUCUCGUCUCUUUGCGCUUUUUCUUUCCCUAACCUCAUUCCGCCUAUUUGUCGCUAGUGGCCCGGCCGCUGAAGCCUGGUGGAGCAUUCGUUCUUCACCAGCCACCAAGAGACUCAUACACAGCCCAACCAUCUCGUAUUAGUUUGAAUUUGGACAAUGAAAUCCGAUGACAAGUGUCGUCACCGCGGCCCAGCCGAUCAAUCCAGCCUGUCUCCAACUACAGCAACUUACAUACCCAUCAGGCAGCCCAACGGCCACAAAAGCAACGGCGUGGCCGAGGACGGAGAGGCGGAGAGCGAACUGAGCGAACCCGACAGCAAUCUUCACUCGCCACCCACUGCGGCGCCUGUCGCUGACCCCGAAGACGAGAUAAUCGUCGAGGCCCGUGCCGACAAGGAGCAGAAGCCCCAGGUCCCCGCACCUGCGCCGGCCAACGAGGAUGCCGUAAUGGAAGACGCCCAAGACGAAGCUGCAGUCUCUCAUUACCCCAAACGGAAGCGCACCUCGCUGUAUCCUGACCUGAGUGAGACUAAGAUGGAAAACUCGCAAACGGCGCCCGCUGCACCAGCUGCUCCCCCCACCGCCAGGGACGCCAGGAAGCCCAGGGUGCCUAGAGAAACCUCGGUCAAGGCCGCCCUUCUUGGCUCCUGGAGAGAUUCCCCCGUUCCCGAGCCUGAGCGCCGACACGCUGUUAUCGGCUUCAUCGACGUGCGCGAACGGCUCCGCACCCGCGUCCAGCCACACACUACUGCCGGUGACCCCAUUGACGACUAUCGGCUGCCUCCUGGGCCUGGCGGCAGCUGGGUCACGUUCGAGCGCAUUGUCUUCGCCGAGCACCUGGUCGGGCUGGAUCACUCCCAGAUCAAAGAGUAUGUCCGGCUGGUUGCCCAGAUGCAGGCAGGCCAGUCAAUGGAGAUGUCAGACGAACAGCUCGUCAGAGAGGCCAUAGCCUGCGCCAAGGCAAACCCGGCGUACGAGAAUCCCGUCGUGGCGCCCUCGAUUGCCUAUGGUUUGGAGCUGCCUGAUCGCGGAUCGUCUCGCCCCGAAUCAAAGCGCCGGAAGACGAGCACGGGCUUUGCCGCCAUCAACACCAACUCGGCUGACGCUGCCACACCUCCUCCAGACUCGGCAAAAGCCUUGACUCCGCCUCAGUCAAUGGCGUCGCACCAGACUCGCUUCUCAGUCGACCCUCUCCCAGGAACCCGCCCGACACGCAUCCUGCUCGGAUACUGGAAGCCGUCCAGUGAGCCUGAUCCCAGAGAUCGACACGCCGUCUACGGGAUCCUCGGACAGAAUGACAUGUUCAGGGUCAAAGUGGUUCGAGAGACGCGGGACGGUCGCUACGUCGACGGCAACUUCCCGGUGGGCGCGGGAGCCCUCUGGAUUCAGUACGAUGAGGUCGAGUUUGAAGACCACCUCAAGGCUCUCCAACGCUCUGAGAUCAAGGAGUACUGCCGCGUCCGACAGUACCAGCUUGAUAAUGGCGAGACGCCGGACCAGAGGAUCGAAAACGAGACCAAGGCGGUCUUUGACGCACAGGCCCGUGCCGGAAGCGGUCUCAAGAUUUCUAGUAACGCAGCGAGCUUCAGCACAGUUGCGUCUGCCGGCGCCGAUGGUGACGCGACAUCCCGGUCUGGCUACGGCGGUCAUGAACUGCGUCAAUCUCGCAGGAUCGAGCCCCGGCCAGACGGCCGUAACCUCCGCCAUUCCCUCAACGAAAACGAUUUACGAUCGACUCAGCAGCGCGCCCAGGUCAGUGGUAACGCGGCCGCCCUCGAGCGAACCAACGCCAUGGCGCGGCGGGAACUCGCCAGAGCCGAGGCCGCCCAGGUCCGCGCCGAUCGUCACGCUACGAACCGCGAGCGCGCGGCCGCGGCUGCAGCUGCUGCAGAUGCUACCACCGCUGCCGCUGCUGCCGCGGCCGCGACGUCUGUGUCGAUGACAAACGGCCGCGUCCUGUUCCACGAGUCGGACGAUGUGCAGCGACUCAACGACGUCUGGGAGCGCCAGGAGACGCUGCGUGUUAAGGCCGGCGCAGAGGAGGCCAAGUUCUACGACGGUGUCAAGUACGAGCGCAAGCCUACCGGCCCAUUUGUUGGCAAGCUCGUCUCGCAGGGCACCAUUAUCAACAUUGAAGGCGAUGACUAUGUCGAGUACCGUGUUCUCCUCAAGCCCUCCUUCUUUUAAUAAGGUCACCAUCAUCGCGCCUCGCAUCGUCCCGCGAGGCUGCUCGGAGAGUGUCGAACUCUACUUACGUUGACAGCGCUGAUAUUUUCAACGCUACUGGGGACGGUACGGUACAAAAAGAGAGGAUUUCUGUCUUUCUUGUUGGCGAAACUAAAAUGGAACAAUGCUCGCGCCGCGUUCUUGCGUCUGUGGUUUUGAGAUCUUCAACUGUUUCAUGCGCGCGGUACACACGGUCGAGGGACACAGGCGUGGUUCCUGCCAAUGGCUUGCUGGUUGUGUUGUUUUUUUGGUCAGGAACCCCUAUGUCCACUCACUCCUCUAUCGGGGGCUUGUCGGUUUCCUCUAAUGGGGUAAUUCUUACGCGAUGGGAUUCGCGCGGCGGUUUAUGUUUGCACCCAGAGCGUGUAUGCGACAGGAGGGCUUGCAAGAAAGAAACCCCCUCCCAGGGAUGGAUGGGCGGACUGGUGGGACCGCGGGGUUUCGCACGGUGACAAUGGAGAAUGGAGUUACGGGAGACGGAACACGGUACUUAUACCCGGUAGUUGCUGUUGUUUCCCCCUCAAGUUUGAGUAUAAUUGAACCUGCAUGAAGUC